CCUCUGAGAGCCAGCCCUCGCGAGCGCCCGCACCCCGGGCUCGCCCGGCUUUCUGGCAUCGGCGACGCGGAUGUGACCCCCCCCUUUUCCUCCGGCAUGAUGGGGAUCUUCUGGGCGUCUGUUGGAUUUGUUUUCUUUUCGGUGUUUUACGUGCAACAAGGGCUUUCUUCUCAAGCAAAAUUUACCGAGUUUCCGAGGAACGUGACUGCGACCGAGGGGCAGAAUGUGGAAAUGUCCUGCGCUUUCCAGAGCGGCUCCGCCUCGGUGUACCUGGAGAUCCAGUGGUGGUUCCUCCGGGGGCCCGACGGCCUGGAGCCCGGGGCCGAGGCGGCCGGCGCGCAGGUGGAGCUCUUACCAGACCGAGACCCGGACAACGACGGGACCAAGAUUAGUACAGUGAAAGUCCAAGGCAAUGAUAUUUCCCACAAACUCCAGAUUUCCAAAGUGAGAAGAAAGGAUGAAGGUUUAUAUGAGUGCAGGGUGACAGAUGCCAACUACGGAGAACUACAAGAACACAAGGCCCAGGCCUACUUGAAAGUCAAUGCCAACAGCCACGCUCGGAGGAUGCAGGCCUUUGAAGCCUCGCCCAUGUGGCUGCAAGACAUGAAGCCUCGCAAGAAUGCCUCAGCGGUGAUUCCUAGCAACAUCCACAGCUCUGCUAACCAGCGAAUGCACUCCACCUCCAGCCCUCAAGCCGCAGCCAAAAUCCCCAAACAAAGUCCACAGUCAGGUGCGAGGAUAGCUACAAGCCAUGGACUUUCUGUCCUGCUUCUUGUUUGUGGCUUUGUGAAGGGUGCUUUGCUUUAGUCUAAAGUGCUGACUUUUUUCCAAUAUCACUUUCUCUUCUUAAAGCAAAGAUCAAAUCGCCUGUAAAAUCUACGGAGCGGACAGCAAAGUUGACCCUAAACUCCAAGCACCAUCCUACACCCCUGUACUCUAGUUACCUCCACAAGGAGCAUCAGCUUGCGGAAGCAUAGACGAAGAGGCAUUUGCACGCUUUGUUGAUAACGUUUUCUUUGCGAUAUCACUCAUCUUUGGUUUCAAGAGAAAUAGUGUGAAGCACUAUGACAUUUUCUAAUAACAAGAUCUAUUUUUUUCUUUUCUUUUGGAAAAUAAAAUUACCAUCUCACUGACUGCUCAGGGGUUGGUCUGAAAGUCAUCCACAUAGUAAAUAUUUACCAUGGACACCACAGAUUUCUUACCAAGAGACCCAUUGUCUGCAAGAAGCUAACAGAUCAAAAGUCUUCAGAAUAUCAACUAUCUUCAGUGAACACUCCCAUUUGGGGGAAGGAACAAAAUGAAGAACACUGCGUGGCAACAAAGAAUGACAUUAUUUUAAAUAAGAAAUAGUCAAAGAAAGCAUUUUUGUAACUUCUCCUUUCCUUGGAUUUUUCCUAUUUCUCCUUGAUUUCAACUUUUGUUUAGUAGUGACAAGUGCUAGUUAUGGCCAAUCCUUGUCAAUCCUGGGAGGAUUAGAUAAAUAUAUUUUGAGCCUGCUAUAGUUCAAUGUAUUUCAAUUCAUUUUGCAAUUCUUGUAUAUGCAAACCUGACAAAUUCUGUAAAUUGCUUACAGUGUGAUAUAGCUUCAAACUAGAUAUACUAUUAUCCUCAUGCAAGCUUUUUCAUUCUAUAUAUAAAUAUAUACAUAUGAGCAUCUAUUUGUUAGGCCACCAACCAAUUUCUUUUGACAAAGCAUUUACUUUCAUUUGUAAUUCAUGUAUGUAAAUUUUGCAGUGUGAUGUUUAAUUUCCACAGACCUACAGCUGCAAAUGGUCUCUGUUGUUGUCUGCUUCAUUCUGGAAACAAAAUCAAAGUUUUAUCUGUCUCUGCUAAAUGAAUUAAUUUUGUGUAUAUGCUAUGUUGGAAUUUGAGGUGUUCUUUGGUACUUGGUCAUGACGUUUGUGGAUCUCGAUGAUAAAGAAUGCGUACUCUUGCAUUCACUUCUGUCCCCUCGUUAUCACUAUUCGAUGACAGUUUUGACAGCUGUCCCGUGUUAUCACUAUUCGAUGACAGUUUUGACAGCUGUCCCCAUUUAUCACUCUUAUAUGAUAGUUGCUUUCACAGCUGUCCCCACAUUUUCACUAUUCUAUGAUAGUUGCUUUCACAGCUGUCCCCACAUUUUCACUAUUCUAUGAUAGUUGCUUUCACAGCUGUCCCCACGUUUUCACUAUUCUAUGAUAGCUGUUUUAGCAGCUGUCCCCAUGUUAUCACUAUUCUAUGAUAGCUGUUUUAGCAGCUGUCCCCACGUUAUCACUCUUUUAUGAUAGUUCCUUCUAGAAAGUCUGCCUGAGAGGUGAAAUGGAGAAAGUGAGGCAGAUACGUGGGCUCCCUGAAUUCAUGGAAAAGCCCUUUUGCUGGGUGAAGUCAUGCUGAUUCCUUUGGUAUUUAUAAGUUUUAGUAGCUUUUUGCUUUGUUGCUUUUUUUUACCGAUAACUAUAUUUUAAUGUAUCCUAAUUAAAAAUUAAAAUGUGGUUGUUGGCUAAAUAUAAUAUGCAAAUGAUGACUGCAAAUUCCUGGUUGCAAUUAUAUCAGUUCAAUCUUCACUACUUAAGUGAGUUGUGCUUUUGAGCAUUCUAUCUUUAUUUUUGACCUCAUAAUAUGGUAAUUAGAAUCUAUUUUUCUGGUAAAGAAAGAUAAAAUUAUUAAUGUGUUCCACAUAAAAUAUGGAAUGUAUAUGGUUAGAGAAAGAAAAGACAUUCAGUUUUCCUUUCGGAGAGACUCUUAUUUUCUUUCAUUGCAAAACCACAGCAUCCUAUCUGGAGGCACCGUCUACCCCCAGCCUAACGUCCUAACCUGACUCUUGAAGGGCACUGGCUCUGCCAUUUAGUUCUAAGCAGCGCACAUAUUUUCAUAAGUAUUGACAUUAUCCUUUAACAAAUGAUUCAUGAUAAAUCUUUCCUUAAUGAUUUUCUUGUUUAUUUGUUUUAUUGUUUCAGGCUAAUGAGAAAAAAAAUAAAGGUUUGGUUGUGCUAUUUUA
Jaculus jaculus (lesser Egyptian jerboa) is the source of this 2977-nucleotide messenger RNA. It is a transcript of the gene Vstm2a, whose product is annotated as V-set and transmembrane domain containing 2A. The transcript has 5 exons. NCBI's taxonomy places the organism in Eukaryota, Metazoa, Chordata, Mammalia, Rodentia, Dipodidae. The record is from RefSeq and is a predicted model, not a curated record. The coding region runs from base 97 to 807 and encodes 236 amino acids.